Molecule: messenger RNA, 1788 nt
Organism: Penicillium atrosanguineum
Lineage: Eukaryota; Fungi; Ascomycota; Eurotiomycetes; Eurotiales; Aspergillaceae
Product: GMC family oxidoreductase
Exons: 7
Coding region: 1-1788 (595 amino acids)
Molecular function (GO): oxidoreductase activity, acting on CH-OH group of donors; flavin adenine dinucleotide binding
Source: RefSeq, a predicted model, not a curated record
AUGGAGCCCCAAGUGACUUCGAACGCCAAAGCCAUUUCUGGUCAAACAUUUGACUACAUCGUGUGUGGCGGAGGAACAUCAGGCUGUGUAAUUGCAGCAGAACUUGCCUCAAUCCCAAAUGUCUCUGUGCUUCUUGUAGAAGCCGGAAGAGAUUCAGGCCUUGCGCCGGACGUUCUAGUUCCGGGUAAAUAUGUCAAGCAACUACAGGAAGAUAAAGAGGGGUUGUGGGAACUGGAAACAAUACCGCAGGCACAGUUGAAUGCUAGAAAAUUGGUAUUCGUAAGAGGCAAACAGCUUGGAGGCAGCUCGGCGGUCAACUACAUGGCGCUUGCUCGAGGCCCGGCGGCUGACUAUGAUGAGUGGGCUAAGAUUGUCGGCGAGGAUGGAUGGAAGUGGAAGAAUAUUCUGCCACUGAUGAGAGAGGUCGGUAUUCUUAAGAGGCCUGUCGUGAAACGAGUUAACAGAUUGGGACAGCUUGAGGACUUCGACCCGAAGUUACCUGCGGAUCUGAAACAGUUUGCUGCUCCACAAAGUGCAGACCAUGGCGCUUCUGGGCCUCUGAAGAUUGGUUUCGGCGGCGAAAUGGUUUCUGGAAUCGAGACAUUUGUGAAAGCAUGCUUCGAGAACGGGAUACCCUUGUGUCCAGAUAUAAACUCAGGAGACCCAGUGGGAGUUGGGUUAGCCCAAUUCAACGUGAAAGAUGGAGAGAGAUGUUAUGCAGCAAAUGCUUUCCUGGGCGAGUCCGCUCGGGCAUCGCUAAAGAAUUUGACCAUAGUGACAGAAACGGAGUGCGAUCAACUUCACUCCAGAGACGGUGUCGUUACUGGAGUGGACCUGUAUCACAGACCAACCGGAGCGCAGUUCCAUGUGUACUGCCGCGAGGAGACUGUUCUCUGCGCUGGUACGUUUGGAUCUCCUAGAAUUCUCAUGCUGUCAGGUCUCGGGCCCAAAGAUACCUUGGAGCGGCUCGACAUUCCAGUACAAGUUGACUUGCCAGGAUGUGGCCAACACAUGCUUGACCAUUCAAUCAUCACCUGCGAAUACAAAGUGAAGAAUUCUAUCCCGGCACAUAAUCAGUUGUUUCUAAACCCUGGCCUUCUUGCAGAAGCAGAGGCCCGAAUCCAACGGCUAUUUGACUCGAAGGAAUUUUCCAACCUCAGCACCAAAGAGCAAGAGUUUUUGAUGGAGCCCACGAGGCCUUCGGCUGAAAUCUGGCUCGGCUCAGGACCUUCCGUAUACCGGGACAAUCGACCAGAAGAGAGCUAUAUGACGCACGAGCUUCUGCUGCAGAAUAAUCUCUCGCAAGGAACAGUCAUGGUUCGCUCCAAAAAUCCACGAGACAAUCUGAUUGUACACCCGAACUUCAUGGCUCAUCCGUUCGACCGGCGAACCGCUAUUGAAACUGUUCGCAUGGCCUUGAAAAUUGCGAGCACCGAGGCCUAUCAGGAUACCAUUGAGCGAAUGGUCCAUGGUCCGGACAUUGAAUUUGCAACGGCAGAUCUUGAUACGAUUAGUGAUGAGGUGAUGCUGGAUUUCAUUCGCAAGAAUUUGGAUCAAGGUUACCACAGCGUGUCUACUUGCCGCAUGGGUAAGAUCAGUGAUCCCGAGGCUGUGGUUGACUUCCGGUUCCAAGUCAAGGGGAUGGAGAACCUGCGCGUGGCGGACCUGAGCGUGUGUCCUAUUUUAACUUGCAACCACACCCAGAUCAAUGCUUACCUGAUUGGCCUUCGAGGUGCAAGGGAGAUGGUUGAGAAUCACAAGGCACGUACACAGCUUGCGAAGCUGUAG